Nymphaea colorata (pocket water lily) is the source of this 1314-nucleotide messenger RNA. RefSeq lists its product as uncharacterized. Gene Ontology annotation, molecular function: hydrolase activity. The coding region runs from base 296 to 1057 and encodes 253 amino acids. The transcript is spliced from 10 exons. The record is from RefSeq and is a predicted model, not a curated record. Lineage: Eukaryota; Viridiplantae; Streptophyta; Magnoliopsida; Nymphaeales; Nymphaeaceae.
AUAGCAAGCUAUCGUGUUUCACUUAAAAGCUUAAAAUUCCACUCCCUCUGUCGGAUUCCUUCUCCCACUUUUACAUUUUCCGUUCUUGGUCGGUUCUGCACCAUCAGUAAUCAAUACAAAAGUCCCAAAUUUCUUUCUUUUCUGCUUUUCAACUCUUCCAUCUUGUCAAAAGCGGGAACACCAGCGAUAGAGUCGAUUCUAAAGAAGGAUUAUUCUCCUUGGUAGAGAGUUAGGUGCUUUCUGUAGACUGCAGAAGCAGCAUAGGCCGCGACAGCGAGUUCUCCACUGCUUUAAGAUGAGCUUCGGAAGCAGUUCUGGGAGCAGAGGUGCAAGGGCGUUUGAGUUUGGAAGGACUCAUGUCGUUAGACCAAAGGGCAAACAUCAGGCGACCAUUGUCUGGCUUCACGGCCUCGGCGACAAUGGCUUGAGUUGGUCACAGCUCUUGGAAGCGCUGCCUCUUCCUAAUAUCAAAUGGAUAUGCCCCACGGCGCCUAGUAGGCCAGUAGCCAUCUUUGGUGGAUUUCCGUGCACUGCAUGGUUUGAUGUCGGAGAUCUUUCGGAGGAAGGUCCCGCUGAUGUAGAAGGGUUGGAUUCUUCAGCAGCACAUGUUGCAAACUUGUUGUCGACUGAACCUGCUGACAUCAAACUUGGGGUUGGAGGGUUUAGUAUGGGUGCUGCAACUGCCUUAUAUUCUGCAACUUGCUGUGCUUAUGGGAAAUAUGCAAAUGGAAAUCCUUACCCUGUCAAUAUCAGUGCUGCUGUUGGUCUAAGUGGCUGGCUUCCAUGUGCAAGGAGCCUCGGCAACAAAAUUGGAGAGUCAGAAGAGGCUAAAAGACGUGCAGCAUCUUUACCUCUUCUACUCCUACAUGGAAAAGGGGAUGAUGUAGUCCAUUACAAGCAUGGAGAGAAAUCAGCAGAGGUUUUGACAUCUUCAGGAUUCCGAAGCUUAACUUUCAAAUCUUACAAUGGGCUGGGUCAUUAUACAGUCCCCGAAGAAAUGGAUGAUGUCUGCAAAUGGAUCAUUGCAACACUGGGCCUUGAGACUUCACAAUCAUAAUGCGAGUUAUGUCCAGGGAUGCUCGUGGAGAAAUGGUGAUGAGAAAAAAUGAGUGAGAGUUUGUCUCGUUUAUGAUUGGCAAGUUGGUUUAAUGAUGUUCUAAUUAAGCAAGCCUUGGGGGCUAUCGUACUGUUUCCGCUGGAGUCGAAAUGGUUAAAUGUGCUUCUGUAGUUCCCUUAUCCACCAUGGCGUUUUGUGUGAGUUUGAUGUGAUAAUGUAAUGCUUGCCAUUCAAUUUUGGGGUCGCUGACUGUCUUA